CAUCCACAGCCAGGAUUUUAUCCCCAGGAAGUAAUUCAGCUGAAGCAAAAAUAUUUUUGCAAGAAGAUGAUCCUUGAAAGGGUACCCACAACAACAACAAAACUGGAAACAACCUAGAUAUUGAUAAAAAGCGGAAUAGCUUCAUAAAUUAUGCAUCCCAGGAUUUUGAUUGAAAAGAAUACCCAGCCUACCCACACCUACACCCUGGCAGGGUCAGCUUCUCCCCUGUAGAGGCAUUGAUUUGUUUUGCUGGGGAGGCUGGUGACCCUGACCCGAGGGGACAACUGCAUGGAGGAUAGGACAAAGGGGUGUGAGAUGAGUAUAGGUCACAAAGGACAGCAGAGGAUAAAUGUGGUGAUGCCAGAGGAUUUGGGCAGAAGCCCUGUAGAGAGAUGGGUAGUUGCCUUCUCUCCCUCUCUUUCUUGGGGACUCCAUUUGUGGCUGGUGGAGUUGUUUUAAAUGUAGAGAACCAUGAGCAAUGAACCUUGUUUACCUUAUUACACGGCCCACAGCUACCGUUCACUGAGUGUGUUCAGAACCUCCAUGGGUGACCUGCAACGACAGUUGUACAAGAGAGGAGAGUACGACAUUUUCAAGUAUGCACCAAUGUUCGAGAGUGAUUUUAUUCAGAUAAGCAAAAAGGGAGAGGUGAUUGAUGUACACAACCGUGUCCGAAUGGUGACAGUGGGUAUCGUCUGCACCAGCCCCAUCCUCCCACUGCCUGAUGUCAUGCUGCUGGCCCGACCAGCUAAAGUCUAUGAAGAGCAUGCCAGACAGGGCUGGUUUGCCAAGGGGAGACGUCGCAGGCCCCCCAAGACUCUAGAGCUCACGAGACUAAUUCCCUUGAAGUUUGUGAAGAUCUCCAUCCACAAUCAUGAGAAACAGCAGCUGCGCCUGAAACUUGCCACUGGUCGUACCUUUUAUCUGCAGCUGUGUCCAUCUUCUGACACCCGGGAAGAUCUCUUUUGCUAUUGGGAAAAACUUGUCUAUCUCCUGAGGCCACCAGUGGAUAGUUACAGCAGUGCCCCGACACUUCUAACUGGGGACACAGUACCAGAAGACAACAAAAGCCUACUGGCUGCAGAGCACCACAGAAAAGGGAAUCAGAGUGAGACUGGGUUUCACAAGCCUUGUGAUGUAUCUGCAGCCACCUCUUCUGCUUAUGCUGGGGGAGAGGGAAUCCAACAUGCCUCCCAUGGAAUGGCUAGGGCGGCUUCUCUAGACACAAGCACUGCAGGGGCUGCUGAAGGAGCAGCAGCAAAGACAGCAGGUGGCGUGGCAGGAGCGGCAACAGGCCCCAGAGCAGGUGUGGCAAUAGCAGGGGCAGCAAUGAGUCCUGCAACAGGCGCUGUGAGCAUAGCAGCAACCAAACCUGCAGGCCCAGGCCAGGUGAUCACAACGCUCGUGGGAGCAGCCAUCAAAAAUCCAGGAGAAAAUGAAUCCAGCAAGUCCAUGGCAGGUGCUGCCAACAUAUCCUCAGAUAGUGUUGACUUCGCCUUGGUGGGUGCUGCAAGCACCUCCUCGGCAGGUACUUCCACCACGAUGGCGGGGGCCGCCAGUCUCUCCCAAGACAGCAGCUUGAGUACGGCAUUUGCAGGCAGUAUGACAACAGGCAAGUGUGUGGCAGAAAGAAAUCAAGGACCAGCAUUGGGACCCCUCGUGUCCACCUUGCAAAGCGAAGGCUACAUGAGUGAACGCGAUGGAAGCCAGAAGGUUUCCCAGCCCAGUGCUGAAGCCUGGAAUGAAAAAAAGGAAAGAAGAGAAAAGAAGGACAAACGUCCCAGUAGGAAAAGUUCCCAUCACCGCAAGGCAGGUGAAAGUCACGGCAGGACAGCAGGAGACAAGACCCAGAAAGCAUCCUCCCACCGGUCUACAUCUGGCCAUAAAAACACGAGAGAUGACAAAAAAGAAAAAGGGCGCAGCAAGGUAAGGGGCAAGGGACGUGGUUCCUCUCGCAAGAGCUCCAGCCACAGUUCCACCAAAAAGGAGUUGAGAACAACUCACAAAUUGGGGAAGAACCGAUCUGCAUCUAGUACAGGAGCUUUAAGUAAGAAAGCCAGUAAAAUCAGCUCUUUUUUAAGGAGCCUCAGGGCCACUGCUGGUUCAAAAACAAGAGUCACAUCACACGACAGAGAGGUAGACAUCGUGGCUAAGAUGGUGGAGAAGCAAAACAUAGAGGCCAAAGUGGAGAAAGCCCAGGAGCUGGAGGUGAUCAGUGGCACUAUGACAUCCGAGAUGACGGAGAUGAUCAUCUUUGAAACCAAAUCCAUUUAAGGAGAAGCCAGGGCUACAACUACCCAGGGAUCUGGGAAGUAUCCCUAGAGAGCCCAUCCCAGCUUUCUUUACUGGAGUUUAAAUAAUAAAGGAAAUCAUACAACCCCUAAA
Molecule: messenger RNA, 2385 nt
Organism: Cebus imitator (Panamanian white-faced capuchin)
Lineage: Eukaryota; Metazoa; Chordata; Mammalia; Primates; Cebidae
Gene: GARIN3
Product: family with sequence similarity 71 member B
Exons: 3
Coding region: 472-2274 (600 amino acids)
Cellular component (GO): nucleus
Source: RefSeq, a predicted model, not a curated record